UCUGGACCCCACCCCCUGCUUCCUGCAUCACUGUUUUGACAGCUCUGCUCUUGUCUAGACAUCAGAGGAACUUCAGAUUUGCUCGUGUCAUACUUACAUUCUGCCCACGCAAUGGAGGCAGACAUCUUUGAAUAUGCCCAAGAGCCACAGAGUGAAGACCCUGAAUUUUUCAUUGGGGAGAAGAGGAAGCUGAUUCAACCAACCUCCUUGAAAGACUCAAAGCUCAUAGAUCUCAAAGAAGCGCUGGUGGAUUGGAUCAAUAGCACUCUGAAACCGGAGCACAUUGUGGUCCAGACUUUGGAGGAGGAUCUGUUUGACGGACUGGUCCUCCAUCACCUGCUGAUGCGUUUGGCCAAAGUAAAGUUGCCCGUGGAGGAGAUAGCCUUGACCUCUGCUGCCCAGACCCAUAAACUGGAGGUGAUCCUGGGACAGCUGAGCCAGCACCUGGGCCUGGAGGAGGACCAGACCAAGUGGAGCGUCCAACUCAUCCACAACAAAGACCUCCUGGCCACUGUUCAUCUGCUGGUUGCCAUGGUGAAGCGGUUCCAGCCGGAGCUCGAGCUACCGUCGGAUGUUGAGGUUGAGGUGGUAGUGGUGGAGGUGAGCAAAAACGGGAUUAAAUCCGAGAUACAUAAAGAGAUGUUGACAGAGAAGAGAGUCACAAUACAGACUGAAGAAAAUACAUUCAUAUUAUCAAGAGGAAGAAGUACUGUAUAUGUGUCUACAUUCAAAGAGCACAGGAGCGCUGACCCAGACUCCCAGAGCAAUAGUAAAUGGGACCAUCCCAUCGAUCAACUGCUCCGACUGGACACAAGCAAGGUCAACACAGUCAAGCAGGCCAUUUUACACUUUGUCAACACGAAUAUGUCCUCUCUGGGUCUGCAGGUAGCUGAUAUGGGCAGACAGUUCGCUGAUGGUGUAAUCCUGCUGUUGCUGAUUGGACAGUUAGAGGGCUACUUCAUCCCACUUCAUGAUUUUAACCUGACUCCUGUCAAUCAAUCUGAAAUGCUCCAUAACGUGACUCUGGCCUUAGACCUCCUCAUAGACGCAGGAAUGGAUGUGUCCAGCAUUUCUCCACAAGACAUCGUCUCUCAGGAGUUGCAGGCCACGCUGAAGGUUCUCUACGCUUUAUUCAAGAAACACAAGGAGAAGUGAAAGCCCCACAGCUCAAAGGAUGAAAAGAUUUAGUUUUAUCUUUUAUGGAGAGAUCUACAGCCUGAAGAUGCUGAAAGAAUAGAACAUGACCAGACCAAAGAGACCUGGAUUAUAGACUCGAGUAAAUCAUGAAAUCACAGAUAAAAUGGGAACAUAUUAGAAAAAUUCACUGUGGAUGGAGAUUUAUCUUUCACAUCAAGCACAUGUAUGCCUGUCAUCACGUAUUAAGUUUAAGAGAUCUGAAAGUCAAAGCAAAGCAAAAGUUGAGAAUAUGAGACUGUACAAAAUAGGUUAAAAUGUAAAGCCCCAUUUAAAUACGAAUGGACUUUUUUCCCCUCAAGUGAAAACAUAGAGGCUGUUAUGAAAGCAGACAUCUGUGGAAAAAAUACUAAAUUGGAGCACCCAUGUGUUGGUGUUGUUAUAUUAUGUGAGGGCAUUUUGCAGGGUGCGGACCAUAUGGAAUCAACUGUCUGGAACAGGAUCAAAAUAGGGUAAGUCUACUGUUAUGUUUUAGGAAGACAUUAUGGUUCGUAUCUCUGGUAUUUAGUAAAAAUACCAGAGAUACGUACAUAGAUGAUUAUUUCACAUUUUGUUCAUUGUAAGACGCAAUAUUGACCUAAAAAGACUCAAAAGAAAUAGUUCUACUGACUACAUGUUCAAAAUUGAAAAUUGUCUGCUGCUUGCGUCAUUUCUUCAUAGCUGUGUUUCAUAAGAGGAAGCACCAAAUUAUUUUUUUUAAAAGAACUACUCCUCAUUUUUUAACCAUUUGUGUAGAGUCAAAAUCUUUCAUUGACAGGACUAAAAUAGGUUAAAACCAUACGUGUGAAGAUUCCCCUUAGAUAUAGAUCAUUUUAUGCAAAUAAAAUGUUUGAAUGAACAUUUUAUUAUUUAUUUAUAAAAUGUUUGAAUGAACAUUUUAUUCAUUCAAAGCAAUAACAUCUCCAUGGCAACAAGUAGGACCUCCUUCAGAGUACAUUUGAAUAGGGUUUAUGAAGAUGCAAGCCUGCUUACAGUACAUGUGCUUUUCUAUGUUUUUCGAGCAAUAAAACAUAAUUUUUUGUCUAUAAAGUUA
Boleophthalmus pectinirostris (great blue-spotted mudskipper) is the source of this 2227-nucleotide messenger RNA. It is a transcript of the gene parvg, whose product is annotated as parvin, gamma. Gene Ontology annotation, cellular component: cytoplasm; focal adhesion; actin cytoskeleton. The transcript is spliced from 14 exons. Gene Ontology annotation, molecular function: actin binding. NCBI's taxonomy places the organism in Eukaryota, Metazoa, Chordata, Actinopteri, Gobiiformes, Gobiidae. The record is from RefSeq and is a predicted model, not a curated record. Gene Ontology annotation, biological process: cell projection assembly; substrate adhesion-dependent cell spreading; establishment or maintenance of cell polarity. The coding region runs from base 112 to 1155 and encodes 347 amino acids.